UGCGCUGUUUCCGCGCCGUAAUGCCCGUUGGCCGGGAUGGGGCGUUACGCUACGGCAGUGGCGCAGUGUGCUCCUCUAGACAUCCCUGCGUUCACAUGCAGACCCCUUGGGAGAUCCUGCCCUGUUGCUAAUUGUUGAGAGCUGUCCAGAAUCCUUAUCGUUAAGAUCCUGUGGUGCUUUUGAGGUGUUGCCUUACCUGGUACGACGACAGCUCUCACCAGAAUGCUACGCAGCAACCACCAGUCAGAGGGAGUAAGGCCAGUCAUGGGAACAGAACUAUAAAGUCACUGCCAAAGGUUCUGAAACCACAAGUGAAGAAUCUGAGUUGACCGAAAAGCAGAGCAGUUUCUGUCUCCAGGCGAGACCAAGCUCCAGCCCAUCACCAGCCGAAUGCCAUGGGAAGCACAGAGCCUUCCAAGAGCUGUAGUUCAAGUGGAUGCUGAUUGAAGAACCUAAAAUGUGAGCUUGGUGCAGCAGACACUCCUUCUGGCAGGCUUGGUGUGCUACCAGCAGCUCUGCACAGAGACCAUCUAGCAUGCUCCUCAAACCGGGCCGCUCAGCUGGUGCCAACAGCAGCCGUUCGAUUCCAGGGAUGCCAGGCUGACUUCACACCGACCGGACAUUGGACCUGAAGAGCAGAAACUGUUAGAACCGACCUUCCUUUCUCCAGUGUGUUGGCAUCUUUACAGCAGCCCAUGUCGCAGCACCUCGCCUAUUCCACCCGAACUGCUCGUGCCACUGGCUUGGACCUAACCUAGGAUAAAUCUCAGCGUGGCUUGGGUAGGGGGGAACCAUGGGGAGCUCUGCCUCAUCGCUGGCUGCAGAGACGGAGUCGGACCAUGGCUUCACUAGUGCACCCUACCCAGGACACCCAGCCGUGAGCUGGUAUAGGAGUAGUCACAGUGGCCCUGUUUGGGAAAGUGCCCUUAUAACGCGGCAGCAUCAGCAUUUACACCACCGGGUGCGAAGCCACUCCCACUCUCCUGGCUCCAUGGCUGCUGUCCGCGAGUGGUCCUGCACCCGCUGCACCUUUCUGAAUCCCGUUGGCCAGCGGCAGUGCUCCAUAUGUGAAGCCCCCCGCCAGAAGCCUGACCUCAACCACAUCCUGCGGCUCAGCGUGGAGGAACAGAAAUGGGCUUGUGCCCGCUGCACCUUCAGGAACUUUCUGGGCAAGGAAACCUGUGAAGUAUGUGGCUUCACCCCAGAGCCAGGGCCCAGCGGCUCCCCCUUGCCUGUCAUCAACGGUGUCUUGCCCAAGCCCACCGUGCUUGUGGAGCCCAAGAGCACAUCCAAGGAGGAGGCUGCCAAAGCAGAAAGCAGCAGCGAGGACUCGGAGGGGAAGAGCCCUGAUGAAGCGGAGCUGGAGAGUGGCUGGGCUUGCCAGCGCUGCACGCUGCACAACACACCGGUGGCCAACUCCUGCUCUGCCUGUGGUGGCCCACGCAAGCUCUCCCUGCCCAAGAUCCCGCCAGAGGCGCUGGUCGUCCCUGAAGUCAUCACCCCUGCCGGAUUUCACAUGGCCCCUUCUAACCCACAGCCUUCAGUCUCUGCAGAGAUCUCUGAUGGUGAUGCUGUGGCCACCCAGGGCCCAGUGGCGAUGGAACAAGAGGCCCAGAAGAUACCAGCCUUCAGUCCCUUCUCCCCAGGGCUGCAAAACAACCCUGUGCCCCGAAGCCGCCGGGAGGUGCCCCCCCAGCUGCAGAUGCCAGGCCCCGAAGCCUCCCAGCCUGUGGCUCAGAGCGCAGCAGGGCAGAAGGGCUCUCCGCAGGGUCAGGCCAGGGCUGCCCCGGCUGCCCGCUUCCAGGAGCUGCUGUCCAACAAGCGGCUGAGCGUGCUGGAGGAGGAGAUGGAGGUCAGUCCGUCCCACUGGAAGUGCAGCUCCUGCUCCCUGCUUAACUCUGCCGGGGCCAGCAAAUGUGAGGCAUGCAGCACCCAGAAAGGCAGUGACACCAUCAAUCUGGUGGGGGACUCAGUGAGAUUCACUCCAUGCAGCCCCUCCAGCCCUGACUUCACCACCUGGUCCUGUUCCAAGUGCACCCUCAAGAACCCCACCCAGGCCCAGAAGUGCAAAGUCUGUGGCUCUUCCAAGCUGCAUGGCUUCCAGGAGCAUGGGACACAGGGCGAGCCAUCUCCCCGCUGCCCUGACUGCGGGGCUUGUGACAAGGGCAGCUGCUCCUCCUGCGGCGGCAGGGCCCCAUCUGCCCGCAAGGUUGCCCGCCUCUUCCCGUCCCAGCUGCCCACUGGUCAGGAGAGGCCCAGCCAGUGGGCUUGUCCCGCUUGCACCUUGCUCAACGAGCUGAAGGCCAAGCACUGCGUGGCCUGCCAUACCCCACAGCAGUACGUGGCCCAGCGCAAGGGCCUCAAGCCUCUGAAGAGACGGGAGAGCAUGCAUGUGGAGAAGAGGCGACAGACAGACGAGGGAGAGGCCAAAGCCCUGUGGGAAAACAUUGUGACCUUCUGCCGGGAGAACAAAGUCAAUUUUGUAGAUGACAGUUUCCACCCUGGGCCCAAGUCUGUGGGAUUCCCAGAAGGUGACAGCGUGCAGCAGAGGGUGAAACAGUGGCUGCGACCCCAUGAAAUCAACUGUAGCAUCUUCAAGGACCGAUCGGUGAAGUGGUCGGUGUUUCGGACACCCAGGCCCUCUGAUAUCCUGCAGGGACUGCUGGGAAACUGCUGGUUCCUGAGCGCCCUGGCCGUGCUGGCCGAGCGGCCAGAGCUGGUGGAGAGGGUGAUGAUCACGAGGACGCUGUGCCCCGAGGGUGCCUACCAGGUGCGGCUGUGCAAGGAUGGCACAUGGACCACGGUGCUGGUGGAUGACAUGCUGCCGUGCGAUGAGUGCGGGUACCUCCUCUUCUCACAGGCCCAGAGGAAGCAGUUGUGGGUCGCCCUCAUUGAGAAGGCGCUGGCCAAGCUUCAUGGUUCGUACUUUGCCCUCCAGGCAGGGCGUGCUAUUGAAGGCCUGGCUACACUAACGGGUGCCCCCUGCGAGAGCCUGAUGCUGCAGGUCAGCUCCACUAACCCUCGCGAGGAGCCCAUUGACACUGACCUCAUCUGGGCCAAAAUGCUGAGUUCUAAGGAGGCUGGGUUCCUUAUGGGCGCAUCCUGUGGCGGAGGGAACAUGAAAGUGGAUGACAUGGUCUACGAGAGUAUGGGUCUGCGUCCACGGCACGCCUACUCCAUCCUGGAUGUGCGGGAUGUCCAAGGCUUCAGGUUACUGCGGCUCCGAAACCCCUGGGGCCGCUUCUCCUGGAACGGCAGCUGGUCCGACGAGUGGCCACACUGGCCGGCUCCCUUGCGUCAUGACCUAAUGCCCCACGGCAGCAGCGAGGGUGUCUUCUGGAUGGAGUACAGCGAUUUCAUUAAGUAUUUUGACUCCGUGGAUAUCUGCAAGCUCCAUUCAGACUGGCACGAGGUGCGUGUGCAGGGCAUGUUCCCCAAUAAGGCCAACGGGCCAGUGACAGUGACAUCGCUGACGGUGUUGGAGCGUGCCGCCCUGGAGUUUGCCCUCUUCCAGGAGGGCAGCAGGCGGUCAGACAUGGUGGACAGUCACUUGCUGGAUCUAUGCAUCAUGGUUUUCCGGGCCACCUUCACCAGCGGGAACAAGCUGAGCCUGGGCCGGCUGAUGGCUCACAGCAAACGAGCUGUCAAGAAGUUCGUCAACUGCGACGUCAUGCUGGAGCCGGGCGAGUACGCUGUUGUGUGCUGUGCCUUCAACCACUGGAGCGCCGCCCUGGCAGGGCCUGCCGCCGCCCAGGCAUCCAGUCCCACCAGCAGCCGACCAGCCACUGAUUAUUCCAGCUAUAUCCUGGCCAUCUACAGCUCCCGACUGGUGAUGGUGGAGCAGGUGGAGGCACAGCCCACCACGUUGGCUGAUGCCAUCAUCCUGCUGACCGAGAACAAGGGCGAGCGCCACGAGGGCCGUGAGGGGAUGACCUGCUACUAUUUGACACACGGCUGGGCAGGUCUCAUUGUGGUGGUGGAGAACCGGCACCCCAAGUCCUACCUGCACGUCCAGUGUGACUGCACCGACAGCUUCAACGUCGUCUCCACACGUGGCAGCCUCAAAACGCAGGACAGCGUGCCCCCCCUGCACAGGCAGGUGUUGGUGAUCCUCUCCCAGCUGGAGGGUAAUGCUGGCUUCUCCAUCACCCACCGCCUGGCUCACCGCAAAGCCACCCAGGCCUUCCUCAAUGACUGGAUGUCGACGAAGGGCACCCACAACCCUCUGCUCACACCCGAGGUUGCUGGGCUCCACGGCCCACGGCCCCUAUGACAAAGCGCCUCCCCCUCCCUGCUCUGCUCCCCCGUUAUUUUCACCAAGCCUCUGGCCUGGGGUCGUUCCCCGAGCUGUCAGCGCUGAGCAGUGGGGCAGAGCUGAAGCAUCACACCCAGCACUUUGCCCCAUGCCGCGGGGCCAGGGCGAGCUCUCAGGGCCAGGAGCAGCUCUGCCCACCACCCUGGCACCACUGGCGCCCCGUGCACUUUAAUAAGGAGCAGCUGGGGGCAUGGGGCCAUCUCAGGAUCCCACCUGCCCCAUACCCGCUCUGGGGCCCAGUGCCCUCGGCCUGCCCCAGGCUUGCAGUGGGGGGCUGUGGGAGCCGUGGAGGGGGCUGGAGAUUGCUCUCAAGGCCCUUCCCAGGCACCACGCUCAGGACUCUGCUCUUUCCCGUGGUGCCAGGGCCCUGGCGCUGCAAAAAAAAGAAUAUACCUCUGAUGUCUGUCCAUCUGUGUGACCCUCCGUCUGUCCCCAGGUCCUUCCCACUGUCUUGUUCCCCCCAUUGUCCGCUGCCAGGACCAGUGUGGCACCAAGGUACUGUAGGUGGGCCGGGGAGUGCUGGGGUCACCCCGCUGUGGUGCUGCCCAUGCUGGCUGCUUAUGAUCGGGGUCCACUUUGGCGCCUGGACCCGCAUCCGCCUUGGCUGUCCUGGGUGCUGGGGCUGGGGAGGAGAGGGCGCUGGGCUAUUUUAGAAGGCUGCUGCUGCCGGGUGUUCACCAUACCUCGGGGCAAAAUGCAGAGGUGCCCUCCUCUGCUGCUGCUCCAGAGCAGGGAACAGGGUCAUGGGGUGAUGCUCGUGGGGGGGCUGUGGCAGUAGGGACCCCCUUCAACUCAUCACACAAGUGUUACUAUGCAAAGGCAGCCGCUGAAAGCAGUGCCUGGAGAGAAGCCAUGUGUUCCGAGCUGGGCUCAGUCCCCAGGGCACUGCCCUGCAGGGGUCCCCUGUCCCCAUGCCCUGUGGAGGUAAGGGGUGGAGGGCAGCAGGUGCAGACAUAGGGUUCGGGGAGAGGCUCCCCAUGGCUUUACCACAUUGCCGUGUGCCAGGGAGGAGGAGCAGACAGCCCCGUCCUUCAGAGGCCAAGCCCCAUGGAAGGUAGUGAGCACAAGGCAAAGGCUUGUAAGAGCCUUAGGGUGUUGCUGGCCCUGGCCAGUGCCCCGUGGCAGGGGCUGACCCCAUGGUUUCAGGGGAUUGUGUCUUGGUGCGGGCGUGUGUGUGUGUAAGUGUGUGUGUGUGUGUUUUGGGGGUCCCCUGGUGUUACCCUUUCCUUCCCAGGUUGCUGGGGGGGGAUGGUAGGAGAUGCUGGGCCCUGAUCCGGUAGGGACCAUGCUGGGGGGCAUCUUGCACCCCACAUCCUGCACCCAGCCAGCCUGGGCAGGGCAAAGUGCAGGCUGUGGGCUUUGCCCAGUGAGUCCCUCUGUCCUUCCCUCCCGCUCCAGGGAGCCGAGGGCUGGGCAGGGGGUGGCUGCCCUGGCACCCUCCUGGCCUCCCAGCUGGGGCUGCUGAGCCAAGCUCUGUCCGUAUUUUCGUUUGUUGAUCCGUUUUCUCUCUUCCCUUCUCCUUCCUCCUCAAGAUGAUGUGUCCUUCACUUUUUUCCUCUCUUUGUCUUUCUGAGCUGUGAAUAUUUUUAACCCUGUAAAUACUCUCCAGCUCUUAAGAAACAUAGGAUAUUUUAUCAACUGUAAAUCAGAUCAGUAAUCCCUGUAUGAUAUGAAUUAUCCAAGGGUGGUUUUCAAACUCAGGUUCUGAUGGACCAAAUAAAGUUUUGUUUUUUACUGAA
Phalacrocorax carbo (great cormorant) is the source of this 6054-nucleotide messenger RNA. The record is from RefSeq and is a predicted model, not a curated record. NCBI's taxonomy places the organism in Eukaryota, Metazoa, Chordata, Aves, Suliformes, Phalacrocoracidae.